Messenger RNA from Amoebophrya sp. A25, 2698 nucleotides. The record is from the annotation of a GenBank genome assembly. Lineage: Eukaryota; Dinophyceae; Syndiniales; Amoebophryaceae.
CAAAAGCAAAUCCUGAUCUUGCUGCAACGAACCUGAAUUUCUGCAAGUAGGAAAACAGAUGCUACAGUGUGUGGUUGAUAUCGGUGACUUUUGAUUGACAGCUACAAUCUGUUUAUUAACUGUUCACUGCUUUCGCUCUCUUGCGAGCUUCAAGAUUCUGACAGACACAGAGUAACAUUAAGUAAAAGCAAAUAACGAGUAGAUCGCUCUAGUACUUACCUACACGACUUACUGUUACUUUUAUCUACUUAGGUGUAGUUUGGAUCGAAGGACAAAAUAAAAGAUGAGCAAAAGCGAGUACGAUCGAAGCGUAGGGACAUGGAGUCCAGAGGGGCGACUCUUUCAGCUAGAGUAAUAUUGACGUUUUUACAUUUAGCUUUGUAGGAGACCCUCACCACAAGCCAGACAUUGUUCUAUCUAUUGCAAUAUUGUUCAUUCUGCAAGAACUUAUUGUUUCCGCAGCUGCGUACAAUGAACUAGUAGUACAACCGUAAUCUCUUCACUAUGAAUUUCAUAAAUGCAGGUACGCCAUCGCUGCGAUCAAACUCGGAACAACUGCCAUUGGACUAGUCACUAAAGAGGGCGUUCUUUUCGUUGUCGAGAAGAAGCUUGCGAAUAGUCUCAUAGUCCCAAAAACAAUAGAAAAGGUUUUCGAGAUCGAUCACCACUUGGGAUGUGCGACGGCAGGACUCUUAGCGGAUGCUAGAAUGUUGGUGGACCACGCCAGAAACGAGGCCCAGAACCACUGGUUCACCUACAACGAACCACUAUCUGUGGAAUCGACGGUGAAUGCGGUACUUAGUUAUAUAUAAAUAUGUUCAUGUCAAAUUACAAACAUGUUAAUUAGUAGUUCAACUUGACUCCUUGUACGACUACGAAUGUUCAUGUAGUCAACUUGACUCCUUGUACUUGUUCCUAAUAGGAAUUCCUAUUCUUGCAGAUCAUGAUCUUCUCUAACUUGGUAUCCACAACCACACGGACGACACACAACCUCGAAAUCCAAGCCUCUCCUCCACCUUCCUCUUUCCCCUUCCACUCAGAUUGCCGACCUAGCACUUGACUUUGCGGAUGUGACAGAUGGGAAGAGAAAAAAGACCAUGAGUAGGCCCUUCGGAGUUGCUAUGCUGGUAGGAGGAGUUAACGAUAACAAAAAACCGGCUUUAUGGGUCACGGAUCCGAGUGGAACGUAGUCUUUUAUUUUAACGGAGAUCUAAAAAUACCUGGUUCAUCGUAGUAAGCAAACACAUGCUCAUCAAAUACCUGGUUCAUCGUAGUAAGCAAACACAUGCUCAUCAAAUUCAGGUAACUCCCCAUCGCCAUCAAAAUAGAAGAAUCUAGCCCUUAACUCCCUGCCCCUCCAAAAUCCCACCUACAGCUGUACCCAAUAUACCGCGGCAGCCAUUGGCUCAGCACAGGAAGGGGCGACGAGUUUGCUAGCCGAACAAUUCAAGUCGGAUAUGACAUUGGCAGAAGCUGAAGUCUGUGCUUUGGGAAUUCUUAGACAGGUAUUUCUAUUUUUUAUGCGUAUUUGUAAAAUCAUGAUGAAGAUGGUUUGGGAUGAAGAAUUGAAUUAUAUUUGUCACUUUUCAGAUCAUGUGAACUCAUUUUCAGAUCAUGUGAACAUUUUCAUUUUCGUCAAGAUUAACGUACUCGGCCACCCACAGAGUGCACAAAAAAACCUUCUUCAGAUGAUGGAAGAGAAGAUGACGACAGUGAAUGUCGAAGUUGCCAGCAUCCCAGUGUCAACGGGACAGUAUCACCUCUACUCCGCCACAGAAAUCGGAAACAUCAUCAACCGCCUUCCAGCCCCACUUGAAUACUAGUGAUUUUUCACCUCCACUUCAAGUUGAAUACACUUGAUGAAGCCCACACUGGAUGAAUAGUAGAUGAUGUUGAAAUUGAUGAUGUUGCAGAGGAUGUAGUCGCAGUGGAGGAUUCGUCAAGUAGCAGAGGAGAAGAUAUUGAGGAGUAAGAGCGAACACGGAACUACAAGUCAAUGGAAAAAUACAACAUCCACUACAUCUUCUUCAGCAUCAUCUUCAUAGUUAGUUGUCUACUUACCAUCUGAUUUUUGACAACUACAUUUCAGCCCCUGAAUGUAGAAGGCGUUUUUUACUGCGCUUUUCUGCUUGUAUGAAAGACCACGAUGAAACAGGAGCCUCUGCUCACGCCAACUUCCCUAAGGCGCCACACUUGUUGCCACGAUGUAUCCCAUCGCUUUCCCAUUCAUAGUCAGCAUAUGAACAAGAACCCUCGAAGACGACCAGAAAAGCAUUUCAUACCGUAUGAUUUUUUGAUAAGAUGAAAACCUUACUCAUGCUUCUCAGUCACCAGCAGCUGGUAUCAUGAUGACAUCCUACGCUGACUCUCACGUCAAAAAGAGCAGUUCUGCUCCUGUCCUUGAAAUUUCGUCCGCAGUGAGGAGAAGACGUGUUAAAGAUUUCUUGAACGCAGAGCUCCUACUGAUCAAGAGAACUACUUGUCAGGUCACUCAUUGUAGUUCUGUAGGACAAGAACUGGCAGUGCCAUCGGUUGGUAAAAGUAAAAGAGUCCUCUAAGUCUAACAAGAACUAGUACAGUGAUGUAGUCUAAGAUAAGGAUGAAAGAAGUGGUGGAGACGUGCACGACAAAAGUUCAAACAUGAAGCGAAAGUGAAGCCAGGUGAAAUCUAGUUCUAGACCUACUCGCCUUAUAAAAA